CCUAUUUAAGGCCCUUAGAUUGCAACCCUUUGCACCAUAAAUAAAAACCUCUUCUUUCUUCUAAGUCUGAAAUCAAAGAGUGAUAGAAUCAAGCUACAACUUCAAAAAAAUUUAAAUGUCUACUACAAAGUUUUCCCUUCUUGCCAUUUACCUUCUCCUUUCACUCAACUCUCUUGGCACAACCAUGGCUGGAAGAAUCAUUCCUCCUAGUGCUCCAAGCACAGUUACCAGGCCACUCGUUUCCUCCGAAGUUGAGAACUACGUGAAGCCGCAGCUGAAUCACAAGCAGAAAGCCCUGCAAGGAAGAGAAGUGAAGGGUUGCUUGCCAAAAGGUUCAAGGCAUAACUCUGCUCCCAGCAGAUUCGUCAACUACAAGACUCUAGGCUCUGCUGGCUGUUCCAGAAUGCAUUCUGGGAAACCUUGAAUUCAUGAUUCUUGAGUAUUAGAAGAACACUUUUGUAUAUGGCUUUUCAAUGUGGUUCAGACAUGAAAGGUGAGAUGAGAAAAUCAGUUUUGAACGAUGUGCAUGGGAAGUGAAGAUGUUAUUAUAUAUUGUAUACAUUCGUGAGACAUUACUCAAACAUCGGAGAAAGAAUUAUGAUGUUUGUUUUGAAAUGCUUAGGAUGUGAUGCUGAGUGAUUGGUUUCUAGGAUUCGGAGCAUCGAAUGAAACUCCGAGAUAGCUGGUUAUGGUAGUGUUGUAGUUUUGCAGUUUUGUAGAAAUAUAAACACCCACGUUUAGUGUGAUUUGUAGUUCAAUUUUGUAUUAUGAGUGGGAUAUAUAUUAUGUUUGUUUCCUGAAAACAUUUGCUGCUUUCAUUGUU
Molecule: messenger RNA, 823 nt
Organism: Vigna radiata var. radiata (mung bean)
Lineage: Eukaryota; Viridiplantae; Streptophyta; Magnoliopsida; Fabales; Fabaceae
Exons: 1
Coding region: 116-424 (102 amino acids)
Source: RefSeq, a predicted model, not a curated record